AUGUCUUCGGUUUUAAGUAACUUCAUCGAGCCUGUCAUGGUAAUUCGCCAAUCUGUGGCGCCCUUAAAGCUUUCUCGAUGGCAGUUUACCAAGCUCAUUCUCGGGACAUUUGUCGGUGGCUCUUCGCAAAUCGCAAUCGCCGUCUUAGGAGCUUCAGCGCUAGUAUUCAUCACGUACCUGUAUAUGACUUUGACUAAAGGGAACGUGCGCCUUCCUAGCGAAAUUCCGGUGAUUAAGAGAAACGACCCGCAUUUUGAAGAUAUUAUCAAGGAAGCCAGACAAAAGUACCCUAAUACCCCGGUAUUGAUCAAAAACAACCGGCACGCCUUCGUCGUUUGUCCAAGACAAUGCUUUGAUGAGGUCAAACGUCUCCCGGAACACACUGCUUCGGCUAGGGGGUUCUUCCACGCGGCCAACUACGGACAAUGGAGCCUGGUUGGCCGCGAGACCAAUGCCCUCUUGAAAAGCAUCAUGGCAGACCUCACUCGGUCGCUCCCGGCUAGGGUGAUCACUCGCCAGCAGGACUGUCGAAUGGCAUUUGAUACGGUGGUCGGAUAUUGUCCGGAAUGGAAGGAGUUCAAUCUACUCAUGACAACUUUUGAGCUUAUUGCUCAGAUUAAUGCGUGCUCCUUUGUUGGCAGAGAGCUGGGCAGCAACCGCAAGUGGGUUCGCGCGGUUAUGAUGUCCCCAAUCGUCAUCUAUAUUGCGGUCACCGCGAUGAAUGCAUUACCCGUCUUGCUGAGGCCGCUCUUGGCACCACUGCUCUUUUUCCCAACACUCAAGAACCAGUGGGACAUGAAGCGCCUGCUCAUUCCGCACCUAAAGAAUGACAUGAAGGCGUUCGAGGAAGCCAAAGAUAAGAAAGAGUUGCUGAAACCUACACCCGAGGGCAAAAUUCCUUUCACUGCCAUGCUCAUGUCCAGGUACAGUGACGCCGAGGCCAAUUUAAGGCAGCUAGUACAGGAUUAUAUCCUGAUCAGCUUCGAUUCUACCCCCUCUACCGCGUCGACGCUCUACCACGUCCUCUGCGAGCUAGCCAAGCAUCCUUCAGCAGCAGAUAUACUCCGUGAAGAAUUAGCGGAAGUCAUGGUGGAUGGCAAAUUGCCCCUGACCCACCUACAGGAGCUGAAAAGAAUGGAUAGCUUCAUGCGAGAGUCUUUCCGAUUGCAUCCCAUUAGUUUAUUCAGCCUACAGCGUCAUACGGAGCAGCCGGCUAAGCUGUCUGUUGGUCCCACCAUCCCAGCCGGCGCCACCAUCUGUGUUGAUGCACAAGGUAUCAAUCGCUCACCUGAUUUGUGGCAAGACCCGGACAAAUUCGAUAUGGACCGAUUUUACAAUCUUCGCCGACUUCCCGGCAACGAGAGUCGAUAUCACUUUCUGACCACCUCCUCCGACUCGCCAGGGUGGGGAGAUGGUACCCAGGCCUGCCCCGGUCGCUUCUUUGCGACGAGCACCAUUAAGAUCGCGUUUGCUCAUAUACUCCUGAACUAUGACAUUAAGCUCAAGGAUAGCAACCGCGAGAUUACGACUACGCCAAUGGCCAAUGGAUCUUGGAAGCCAGACGACAAAGUGGAUGUUUACUUCAAGUCUAGGACUUAG
Molecule: messenger RNA, 1599 nt
Organism: Daldinia caldariorum
Lineage: Eukaryota; Fungi; Ascomycota; Sordariomycetes; Xylariales; Hypoxylaceae
Product: cytochrome P450 oxidoreductase GliF
Exons: 3
Coding region: 1-1599 (532 amino acids)
Molecular function (GO): iron ion binding; heme binding; monooxygenase activity
Source: RefSeq, a predicted model, not a curated record